CUCUCUCUCUCUCUCUCUCUCUCGUCCCGCGUGGCUCCUCUGUGAAUCUGUUCCUGUGACCUGAUCCCUUUCAAGACAUUUGAAGAGUUGAAGGUUUCUUCGAUCAACUCUCUCUGCGAGCCUUUGUGUCUCUAGUUCGUGUCUCUCUUGCUUCGGCUUCUGUGAAAAUUUUAGAGGGCUUUAGGAUCUUUGGAUUUUACGCUUUUGAUUCUCUGAAAUCUUGGGAUGGCUCAAGCUGUCGAAGAAUGGUAUAAGCAGAUGCCCAUCAUAACUCGUUCGUAUCUCACAGCCGCUAUAGUCACUACCGUCGGAUGCUCACUGGAGAUAAUUUCCCCGUAUCAUUUGUACUUGAACCCAAAACUCGUCGUUAAGCAGUAUGAGUUCUGGCGUCUCAUUACGAAUUUCUUUUACUUCCGGAAAAUGGAUUUGGACUUCUUGUUUCACAUGUUCUUCCUUGCUCGAUACUGCAAGCUUCUCGAAGAGAAUUCCUUCAGGGGAAGAACUGCAGAUUUCUUUUACAUGCUCUUAUUUGGUGCAACUGUUUUAACCACAAUAGUUCUUGUUGGUGGGAUGAUACCUUAUGUGUCAGAAUCUUUUGCAAAAAUCAUCUUCCUAAGCAAUUCAUUGACAUUCAUGAUGGUUUAUGUAUGGAGCAAGCAAAAUCCCUUCAUUCAUAUGAGUUUCUUGGGUCUCUUUACUUUCACAGCAGCUUACCUACCAUGGGUUCUUCUGGGGUUUUCUGUCCUUGUUGGUACCAGUGCUUGGGUGGAUUUACUGGGAAUGAUAGCAGGUCAUGCCUAUUACUUCCUUGAAGAUGUCUACCCACGGAUGACAGGUCGUCGACCUCUAAGGACUCCUGCAUUUAUCAAGUCACUGUUUGCUGAUGAUACUGUUGUGGUAACCCGGCCUGCAAAUGUUAGGUUUGCUGCUCCUCCAGCACAAGAUAUUCACCAAGAUUAGAAAAACAUCUUUGGGGGUAUGGACAUUGUUGAUAUCUUUCCCUGGAAAUUGUUGGAGGGCUACACAUGAUCUAAGCAAUGGCCUUUUAUAAUUUGAUAGAUGCAAUCUGAUCAAGUGCAAGGCAUGGUGAUGAUUUAGCUUUAGUGGUUGAUGUCUGAACAAGAAAUGACAAUGUUGAUGAUUGGGGAUUUAAUUAUAGAUCAUUGGUGCUCCUAAUUCAGGCAGAUGUUACAUAGUGUCUGAGUUGAGUCUUUAAACUGGAUGUUCUGCAAAUAUGCAUCCAUUUCCAUUGUGUAUAUUAUAUAAUAUAGCUUGAGGACAAUGUUCCCUUUGAAUUUUUCUUGUAAUCUCAAUUUUAUUUGUUCUGACAAAUUUCUUUGACAGUCAA
This is a messenger RNA of Macadamia integrifolia, 1348 nucleotides long. Its product is annotated as derlin-2.2-like. The transcript is spliced from 6 exons. The coding region runs from base 226 to 960 and encodes 244 amino acids. Gene Ontology annotation, biological process: endoplasmic reticulum unfolded protein response. Gene Ontology annotation, cellular component: Hrd1p ubiquitin ligase ERAD-L complex; endoplasmic reticulum membrane. NCBI's taxonomy places the organism in Eukaryota, Viridiplantae, Streptophyta, Magnoliopsida, Proteales, Proteaceae. The record is from RefSeq and is a predicted model, not a curated record. Gene Ontology annotation, molecular function: misfolded protein binding; ubiquitin-specific protease binding.